AUGACCAAUUCAAAUGAAUAUUUUGGAAAUACUUUUACAAAUGAAUUGUACAACACGAUUUACACGGAAAUAUUAAAAACCAAUCGGGAAGAGACAGAUUCAAUAGAUAGCAUUAUGGGACGAUUAGAAUCACCUCAAAAAGAACAGUUUAUUUCACUGUUUAUUGAUUUGAAAACCAAAAAUGAUCCUUUAGACAUGGAUUUUGUACUUCGACUUUGUCACAAAUUAUUAGAACAACAAAACAAAUCGAAUGUAUCGUUCUUGCAAACUGAUCAAAUAAUUGGUAGAAAUGAACUGAGUCAUCAAUAUUUUGGGCGAAAACAUUUUAAGGAUGACAAAUCUGAUCAAAAUGAAACCGAUUCGUCAUACGGUUUGUUUGACAAAAAAAAUAACGACCGUUUUUCUUUAUCAUCGAACAGGAUGAAUUUGUUGACUGACGCACGAAUAAAAUACGCUCGAAAACUGCUUCUAAAUCUGACACAAUGCGGCCAAGGCAUCAAAUGGGUAAAAUCGGACAACGACAACACGUGCGUUAUAAUUCCAAAUUUAGAAUUUGUGGUAAAACAUGUGAAUGAGCUUGGACGUCUGCAUAAAAUUAUCAAAGACUACGUUAAAGCCGACAACGAACACACCGGUCGGGUAGCCAAAGCUUUAAGAUAUAGUUUACAGGAGAAAAUGAAUUCAUAUUACGUUUAUGUUAACAAGUGGUUAAGUGCCAACUUUGACGUAUUAGAACAUUCUAAGGAUUGCUUACGCAUAUGUAUCCCUUUGGACCACGAUGUUCUGACAAGGUUCCAGUGUCUAGAGAAAAUUGUAAAGAAUUCCAAAGGCAAGAGUGGUUGCAAUUUAAUAUCGUCGGUGAUCCGCUCCAGUAUUCGUGAAAUUGAGAGUAAAAUGUUGAAUGAGAUCACCAAACCCAUAAAUGCAAUGGUACUCCGUUGGAUGACUGACGGUGAAAUAGAAGACGAACACGGUGAUUUUUUUAUAGUAGAAAACCUGUCUGAAAGUUAUUGGAAUAACAGCCACACAUUAAGUUCAACUAACACUUUAGAUUUUCUGAACGAAUAUCAGUUAAACUGUAUCUAUCAAACUGGAAAAAAUAUGAAUUUACUGUUAAAAAUGAUUAGUUCAAAGAUGAAUGCAAAAAUUGAAAAACUUAGAGAAAAUAUCAAAAUCCUAGCUGCCGAUGAAGAUGGACUCAUUAUUAUGUUGGCUGACAAGUGUAGUAGAACAUCAACAAUGCUAACUGACUUGUGUGAUCAAUCGUCUGCCUUGUUGACGGAAGUGUUAAUAGGUGAUUACAAUUUGUUUCAACAAUUCGAAGGACUACGAAAUUACAUGUUGCUUGGUCGUGGAGACUUUUACACUCAUGUAAUACACGAGUUGGAGCCGUAUUUUGGAAAUAAUGAGAUCUAUACAUAUCAGUUGAAUGAUAUCAUAAAAAAUUCAUAUGCUUUGACAUCCGCUAGUAAUGACAACGAGGAGCUGUUUAGUAAGCUGAAAUACCGAAUCGAUACGUCCGGCAAGGUGAACUGGAAUAGUAUCAAGUUCGAGUACAAGACUGAUGAACCUUUAAAUCAAAUAUUAGGUUCUUGCACUAACCAGUAUGUGAGCGUUUUUCAAUUCCUAUGGCGACUGAAAAAUGUAGAUUGGACUACACACAAAAUGUGGCAGGAACUUAACUAUUUCGUAAAGAAAUCAUACAACAAGAUUGAACUGAAACCGGUCUUGAGAAACAUUAACGCAUUACUGUCGAACAUGUUGAGCUGCGUAAACGAAAUUCAAAACUUCAUGUUUGAAAUAAUCAACGAUGAAUGGGAACAGUUCAAAAGUGAAACACAUAGAGCUACUUCCGUCAAAACGGUUACGGAUGCUCAUAUGUCGUUUUUGGAAUCAAUUACGAAAUGUGUGAAUGACGGAUCUGUGUCAUUGGACGCGUAUGUUGAAUCGUUGAAAAUACACGUCGAAAGGUUUUCCAAUGUCUUACGUUGUCUCGUCGAUACGACGGAAUCGUCGUCGUCCGAAGACCCGAAGACCCGAAAGUACGGCAAACUUUGUGAAGAAAAAAACAUGAUAAAUGCAUUUAUGGACAACUUUGGAGAUAUAAAAAAACAAUACGAGACGGAACUUGGCGACUUUUUGAUAAAACUAAAAAAUUGCGAGACACGAGGUCUAGGAGCACUAGCAUUGAGGAUCGACUUUAACGGCUAUUACUCAACCAACGUGAGUUGCAUCUAUUGGGCCCGACCGUGUGUAGUUAUUACGGGUGAGUGAUCGCGACCAGUAAGUCUGUGACAAUAUAAUAUUAUAAUAUCGAUGUUCAGCUUUUUUUUCUAAAAUUACACCUUUAACUUUGCGGCUGAUAAA
Metopolophium dirhodum (rose-grain aphid) is the source of this 2367-nucleotide messenger RNA. Its product is annotated as gamma-tubulin complex component 3 homolog. Gene Ontology annotation, biological process: mitotic cell cycle; cytoplasmic microtubule organization; spindle assembly. Gene Ontology annotation, cellular component: gamma-tubulin small complex; centrosome; equatorial microtubule organizing center. Lineage: Eukaryota; Metazoa; Arthropoda; Insecta; Hemiptera; Aphididae. Gene Ontology annotation, molecular function: microtubule minus-end binding; gamma-tubulin binding. The record is from RefSeq and is a predicted model, not a curated record. Bases 1 to 2274 code for a protein of 757 amino acids. The transcript is spliced from 15 exons.